AAUCCUCUUUCACAAACGUUUUAAAGAGCUAACGUUAAUCUUUCUCCUAGACUUGAAAUUAUCUUUAGGAUGCCCUUCCCCGUGUGUCGUGUACAUGAGACAUGGCCUGGUUUAAUGUUCAUCCCCAUGUACAGCAGGUGGCAGCAUUAGCAGGCUGAAGUUUGCACUGGGCUCCAUCUUGUGUCGAUCAACUGUUGCUAUAGGCAGCGUUUGUAACGAAAUGACAGAGUUGCACCAGGCAGCAGCAGCCGGGGAUUUCGAUCAAGUUGAGGAGAUUCUGGGGCAAAAUAAAUGCAAUCCCAAUCAGAGAGACAUCGACUGGAGCUACAAGACACCCCUUCACUGGGCAGCAGCUAAAGGACAUACAGAGACGGUGAGGAUCCUUAUUGAGCAUGGAGCCAGGCCGUGUCUGAGGACGGAGCAUGGAUGGACCCCUGCACACUUUGCUGCAGAGUCCGGCAGGCUGGCCGUGCUGCGGCUGCUACAUUCCCUUCAUGCCCCUAUAGACAAGGAGGACUGCUGUGGAGACAAACCGCUGCGGAUAGCUGAAAUAUAUGGACACCAGGACUGCGUUCGAUUUCUCAAAAAUGCAGAAACUGAAUGCCAGGCCUACCGCAAGUUGGCAGCUGAAAAAGGGAUUUCAAUGGAUGACACAGAUGAGGAGUGGGCAGAACAAGGCAAAGAAAAUGAAGAAAACGGGAUCGCUAAAAGCAACAUCCAGAUGCUAGCUUAACUCCCUUGUACAUCCUUGCAGUGUUUCUGUGGCAUUUCAGCACUUUAGUAAUGAAAAACAUUUAAUAUACUGCAUUGCUUGUCUAUUUGACAUUGAUAUAUAGUUUAAAGCAACAAACAAAAAAUACAGUAAGGAGUUUCUAAUCAGAAACACAAAUAUCUAUUAAACAAACAUUACAACAUUGCACAGUGGACUUUAAAGGGUUAUUUCAGUGUUGCUGUCCCCGUCCACAGUAGUGGUUAUAACAAAUAAAGAUUAUAGGCUACAUUGCUUAGUUUCUGUGCCUGUCCUCCCGUCUCCUUCUCCAAAGUCCAAACUGGGCAUGCCGACCACCACUGUAGCUAUUACACUAACUAUGGAUAAGUACAGCAUACAACCCCACCUAAAAAAUCCAAACCCUUUAACUUGUAUCCCUGGUAAUAGCAGUAAAAUCAGACAAAAUGGAAUGUCGCUAAUUUAGUCCCUCUAGGAUUUUGUGAUCGCAACUAUUAACACAAAUUCAACAAAUCCCCAUGAAUUUAGCACAACUUGCGAUUUUGACCAAUCACCGCAACUUUUUAGCAAAUUUGACCUAUCAUCGCCGUUUCCUGCAAAACGUUGUCAAACGUGAGCUUGUCACAAAACACAUCAGACGUGUCAUACCAACGUCUCACAUUUGCUGAAAAAAAAAAAGGACUGUGAAACACAGUCUCUGGAUCUUCUUUACCAAGACCGUUUUGCAAAACCUACAGUAUUGUGGUCAAACAUAAAAGGAAAUCGUCUAUUGACAAACACUUCACAUGGAGGACGUCUGAGGAGACAAUUCACUGUGACACAGGCUGUCACACCGCUGUCAGUUGCAAGCAUGGUUAGGGUUAGGGUUAGGCCUGCGAAAUCCUGGCGGGACUGUUUAAUGAUUGAACUAUAAUUCUACAGUCUAAAAAAUCACCUCUACCUUUACAGUUUUUACAGUUUCAUUGCAAAACAAUCGCAACAAUCCCUAGGAAGGCCCGCAAAAUCCUUGUGGGAUUGCUAUUUAAUGUGGUUUUAUGUGUAAAAUGUAGUUUGUUUGGAUUUAAGAGUGCACAAAUUUGAGAUGAUUUUCACUUGCUCACAGAUGACUCAAACUUUGUAGAGGUGUCAGUAGUUGAUAUUGGAUCCUGGCGAACAGAGGAGAUGGUUGUGUAAAAUUAAUCAGUUGCCGUUUUGGUAUUUUACAUUUGCUUAUACUCAGUUUAGUGCACUUACUUUGCAUUUUAGACGUUUCAGCAGGGCUUCACGGGUCUGUCAAAAUGGAAUUAAAACAUUUUUAAUGCUGCUAUACUAAA
This is a messenger RNA of Micropterus dolomieu (smallmouth bass), 2040 nucleotides long. RefSeq names its product ankyrin repeat domain-containing protein 66-like. The record is from RefSeq and is a predicted model, not a curated record. The transcript has 3 exons. Gene Ontology annotation, molecular function: protein binding. NCBI's taxonomy places the organism in Eukaryota, Metazoa, Chordata, Actinopteri, Centrarchiformes, Centrarchidae. Bases 221 to 733 code for a protein of 170 amino acids.